Messenger RNA from Anas platyrhynchos (mallard), 6128 nucleotides. It is a transcript of the gene TCAIM, whose product is annotated as T cell activation inhibitor, mitochondrial. Lineage: Eukaryota; Metazoa; Chordata; Aves; Anseriformes; Anatidae. The record is from RefSeq and is a predicted model, not a curated record. Gene Ontology annotation, cellular component: mitochondrion.
GGGCGAUGGGGGCCGGGCCCCGGCGGGCGGCUGGGCGGGCAGGGGCAGGAGCGGGGGGCGCCGUGCGGCCGGGCCGGGCAGGGCCGGGGCUGCUCGGGCUGCAGCAGCCGGGCCGCCUCGCCCCGUGCUCGUUGCCGGCUCUCCGAGGGCUGCCCGAGGAGCCAGGCGCAGGGGGAGAGCUGUCCCAGCACCGGGGAGCCUGCUGCUGCUGCUCCUGGGGAAAAUCCUCGCUUAAUACCAUUGCCACAGGCACUAAGAAGCGAACGGACCAUUGUCCCGCUCUCCUGGAUGAUAAUCAGAAGUGAAUGGAUGGCCAAAAGCUUUCUUGAGCAUUGAGUCGUUGAAAUGUUUUGCUGUUUGAGAGUCGUGAGAAGGUUAUGUCUGGAGAAGAUAUUGCUACAAUGCAUUAUUCAGUCAAGAACGUUGUCAGGAGCUGAUGCCAUCAAUGCUCUCAGACCUUUCUAUUUUGCUGUGCAUCCAGAUUUCUUUGGCCAGCAUCCCAAAGAAAGGGAAGUAAAUGAAAACUCUCUGAAGAGGUUAAAUGGCUACUUGGAGAAUCUGCAGAAACCAGGAUUUCGCUCUUUUAAACCAACUCAGCUUACUUUUUAUGUAAGAGAAAGAGAACCAAACUCUUCUAAUGUUCAAGAAUCCUUCAGUACUUCAGGGUUUCGAGCCGUCAGUUUUACACUACAUACUAGAGAUCUCCUGAGCACAGUAUUAGAUAUUCUCAACUCCUGCAGUUUGUCUACGGAGCAUGUUCAGAGUUUGAAUGUGAACUCUCAGCCCCACAAGGAAGCAAAAAGCACACUGAACAGACCAAUCAAAUGGGAUAAAACUUACUAUUCAUUUACUGGAUUCAAGGAUCCUGAGGAAGACCUAGAACAAGCCCAAAGAGUGGAAACUACUUUAACAUCAUGGCUAGAUGAUAAUGAAGCAAGUGCAGUUAAAAAGCUAAAGAAGAGUUUGCCACUUAGAAAAGAACUUGAACGUUUAAAAUUUGAACUUUCUCAUCAACUCCAGCUCUCGGAUAUCAGGUGGCAAAGAAGCUGGGGUAUUGCUCAUCGCUGUAGCCAACUGCAUAGUCUAGGUCGCUUAGUCCAACAGAGACCUGAAGUAGUAAAGAAUGUUAAAGGGCGCACAGUGGUGUUCACAGACCGUUCAGGUAUGAGUGCAGCAGGCCACAUAAUGCUGGGGACCAUGGAUGUUCACCAUCACUGGACCAAAAUUUUUGAAAGACUGCCAAAUUAUUACAAACUUCAGAAAAGGCUGCUGUUUUUGGAAGAUCGGAUAAGCCAACUUCUGGGAGGCAUACAAGUUAUAUACAUAGAAGAGCUGCAACCGCUGUUGACUCUAGAAGAGUACUAUGAGACGCUGGACUCUUUCUGUAAUAAAUUACUUGACAGUAGGCUACGUUUUCAUCCUCACAGUCUGCGAGGCUUGCAAAUGAUUCUAGAAAGUGAUAGAUAUACACCAAGCUUACAUGAAUUUGGACAUUUUACUAUCCCAACAGUCUGUGAUCCAGCAACCCUUCAAUGGUUUAUUGUUGCCAAAGCACAGGAAGCAAGAGAGAACCUGAAAAGAAAGGAAGAGAUGAUGAUUACAGAAAAAGAGCUCAUUGGUACUUCCACUGAGAAGUUUUCUUUGGAUCGGCUGUAUAAGGAGCCCAGCGUUUCCAGUGCACAGAUGAUAGAUUGCUGUAAGCGGCUGCUGGAAGAAUCGUUACCGUACCUACAAGGCAUGCACCUUUGCAUUUCACACUUCUACUCCGUGCUGCAGGAUGGAGACCUGUGUAUACCUUGGAACUGGAAAAGCUGAGGACCUAUCUGAUAAUCAGAUGAAUUGUUUAUUUUCUGUAAGAGGCUAUAAAUAUGAGUGUUUUUAAGAGUAAAUUAUUUAAAUCUGUAUUUUGAUAUCUGUACUCAACCCUCAAAUUUUCUUCUAACUGCUGCUCAGAAAGGAUUGGGGUCCUAGGCAAUUUGCACAAUGCACAGUAUUGCAAGUUCUAGGUGAAGCAUCUGUACGUUCUCUGUACUGCUGUAGGAGUCCCAGUGUAUGAAAGCAGUUGCCAAACUGCAUUUUUGUAGUUAACGGUGAAAAGAUAUUAAAUUGCAAGUCUGCAAAAAUGUGCAUGUGUGUUUUUAGUACACACGAAUAUUGCCAGACAGACUUCCAUGAAUAUAGAGUAUAGUACUCAAACCAGACACUACAUAUCACCUUAAUGGAUUUUUUCAAUGCAGAAAUUGAGUAUAUAAGUUAUCUGGUGGCGAUAUUGGCAUUUCAUAUUGCUACCUCUUAAUGAAUUAAAAAAAAAAAAAAUUACUUCUACUCUGCAGAAGAAAGCAGUACAUUAACUUGGUCUCUAUAGUACAGUUUCAUAUGCUGGUCCCAUAUUGUUGCCUUAGAAUUUCAAAACAUGCCAGUUGUACUGUCUGCACUUACUGUAGAGGAGAUGUCAUUCUAUUUUUGUUUUCCUGUAUUUGUGAAGCAAAUACAAUUCAAAUUUUGUGAAGACUUAUCUUUAUGUACACUACUACCAGAUUGCAAAUCCCAUUCAUGGCACUUAGUGCCUGAGUAGUUUAACGUGACAUCUGAGGGACGGAAGCAUUGAUUUGAGUGGGGUUGUCUGCAAGUGUUAAGUACUUCUCAGUGAGAGCAAGGAGCUUGCAGUAAGGCUCUGUAGAGCAAACGUGUCUAUACUGGUACUUUAUUGCUUAAACAAAAUGAAAGUGUGUGAAUUUGUCAACGCUUUUUCAUUGUAAUACGUGCCAAGAUGUGUUUUGUAUCUGGGUUACUACUUUGCAAAAUAUCCUUUGAGGAAAAUCCAACAGCUUAAUAUUUAUGGACUUCACCUAUAACAACUGGCAAAAAAAAAAAGGAUUUUUCUGAUGUUUACCUGCCUUAUAUUUACAUCUGUAUCGAGGAAGGAAAUUGUUGGGGUUCUCUAGUUUUUCAGUUGAAAGGUUCAAUUUCAAAUUAUGAUGUUUUUUGUCAUCGUUGUUGUUAAGGUUGCAACACUGUGAUCUCAAACGUCUCUUAAUGGAGAGGCAGAACUGGAGAUUCCUCGGCCCUUAGUUCAACCAAGGUUUUAGCAAUUCCUGCAUAGGUUAUAAAGUUAAGUUGAUAGUUUCUUCUGACUAAACAAUUUAUUUCUAUUGCCUGUUACUUCCCCUCCCUCCACCUAGUAUUGACAGUAAUGUUUGUGUCCCAUUUGAACUAAGCAACUGAGCCAGUCCUGUCACCUGUAGCUCUUUGAAAGUAGGGCAGCUCCUGUAAUAAAAGCUGCGUAGCAAUUUUCUUCUUCUUCCUUGGAUUGAAUGCCCCUUUUAGAGGCAUUCAGGCAAGAAGCAGCUCUCCAAUUUCUCUGUAGAAGAGAGAAAAUGUUUGAUGAGGGAAGGUUAGUAGACUCGAUCGAGGGUCUAGAUGUGAUUGUGACAGGAAUAUCGCUAGGGAUUGAGUGAGGCUGACAUUAAUGUCAUAAAAAAAACAGUGAUAAGACUUAUGGACCUUCUCUGAGCCUUAAAGAAGGCAGCUAGAAGUGGCUGGGGAAGGAGAAGUAAGCUGUAAAGAGCCCUUAUGAAAUGAUGUGGGAUCUUUCAGCAAGUGUAAAGGGUCUGUCAGGACCCCGGCCUGAUAGGAGUAGGCAAGGACGGGCAAGAGGGAAUCGGAUGAUGGAGUUUAAAUGUGGAAGUAAUGAAAAUAAUUGCAAUUAGAUGCUUCCAGUCUGGAAUACAUCUCAUGAGUCUCGCCAUUCCGUUUAGCAGGGAAGUAGCUAAAUUCCUCUGACAAAACGUGUCAGCCCCCAAAAGGCUGGCAGCCUGCUCCUUGGAUGCUCACUGCCUGGCUGAGUUCUUGGGUUUGUGCAAUAAGCCAGUCACGGUUCUGCUGCUGUCUUCCCAGAGAAAGGGGCUGCGCGCUACAAUCUCUAAAAACUGCUCAAAAAUUGAGCAGCAGCAAAAAUUAAGAUUCUUUCUAGUUCAGUAAUUCAACAUUGUAAGGUCUGUAUCUUAGCUGAAUUAUAGCACACUUUCUGUGGUUCAAUUUUACUGCAGAACGGUUGAGUUUACAAACGUGCUGUCCUCACAACCUUCUUUUUCUUAAAUAUAUGUAGGAAAGCAGCGGGGGAAAAAACCUGAACUUAAUGUGCAUGUCAUAGGUAUUAUUUUAUUUCGACAGGUUUGAUUUAUUUUGAACACUGUCCUGAAAGUAACAGAACUGUCCGUUUAGGUAGCUGUGUGUAUGGUUUAAAUCUGUCAGAAUUAUAUUUUAUGUUACAGUAUUUUAAUGGGGGGUGGGGAGAGGAAUGGGGCUAGAGUUCUGAAAGCCUUUCAUCACAACGGCAGAGUGGAAAUGGGAAUUUGAAACUGACCUGCUUUUAAAUGGGGCAGAACACCUCGCCUUCUGCUCAACAGACUGUAUGCUGUCGGCUCGUCGUGCUGAUAGUUUUAAAUGAGUAUUAACAUCUACCGUGGUGUUUUUUGGUACAGAAUUCCUGCUUGCUCUGUGACCAACAAGUGAAAACACGCUCAGUAUGAAGUUUCAAGAAGUGUUUGUUUUGAAAACAAAUUCUAAUAUUAAAUUAGGUGGAGUUGGUGUCUUGCUGUUUCGGUCAUUAAUGUUUGGCUUAAUUGGAGUUUUCCUCCUCCUGUUUAGAAAUCUGCAAUAAAUGUUUGAAAGAUAAGUAAAAAUCUUUCCCAGUGAUCAAAGACUUGAAACGUGUGCUGGUCAUCCGUCGUGGGUUAAUAAACCAUGGUGCCCAGAUCGUGUCAUUCAACCUCUCCGGAAGGUUUAUUGUUUUAGUGCAGUUGCCAGAAGGAAAUUCAAAGAUUCAGUGCUAGAAUAAAAGACACGGGGACUUAAGAAAAAUAAAUUAAAAUCACCUUUAAUGCGUUAUUUUGAUGCUGUUUAAUACUUUGAUCUGGAGAUGCAUGCAGUGGCAAACAACAAUUUCCAUUUUCUCAGGUGUAUGCUUAACGUUUUAUGGUAUCAGUUCUGUAUGGAUUCCAGUGCUACAGUUUCCUACGUGUGUUUUAACAGCUUAACAUGCAAUUUUGAUUCUCUGAGCUAAAUAUAAAAAAUUGUAUGAAAUAAGUGAAAUAAUACCCAUCUGGUCACUGUUCUUCUGGCUAUUAAUUGCUGUGAUGCGCUUUCAGGGACCGAUUGGCUUGUAUUCACGUUCUGCAAGACACUCAAAAUGUUGAUUAUGAAUCUUGAAAAAGACUUAAAAAUGGUAAAUAUCGCAGAAGGUUAGAGCUGAUGUAUUUAAGCAUGUUUCAAAAUGCAUCAGAGCUUUUCUUGGAGAAUUUGAAUGGUUCUGAUCGAGAUUGUGUACAUUUAUAGCUAAAAAGCUUUUUUAUUGGGAAAAUGGUGAAAUUUUAAAGCUCAUUCAUUUAAAAUUGACAUUCUGAGAAUACAGCGUGCAUCUGAACAGGGUUAUUUUUGUGAUUCCUUGGGCUUACACACAUACUGUAUGUCUGUAGUACGUGGAUCCAAAGACGAGACUUCCCUAGCAUUUCUUUAUAAGCAUAACAGUGUGGGAAUUUGUAACAGAGGAGGCUUAAAAUAAAUAAAUAAAAAUCAAAUGCAACACAGCUGUGAGAGAACAUGGCUGUAAAUGCAGUAAAAAUACUAAGUUAAAUUCAGAGAUACAGAUUGUGCUCUUCUGUCGCAUAUAAAUACAGGAAGAAUUUGACUGAGAUAUGAGGCUAAAUUGGGAUCUCAAUUCUGUGCAUGGAAAAAAUGUUCAGAUUUUUACUUUGUCCUGUUAAAACUACAGUAUAUAUUGAAGUAACAGGAAAAUAUUCUUCUUUUGCAGUUUGUCCUUUACAGCUACGUAUUCCUUACACGAUUGCUUAAAUACUGAAUAAUUUAGUACUUCAUUUUUGCUAAAUCCUCUGAUGGGGCGCUGUAUGUCUAAGUAGCCAGACUGAUUGAUUGCGAUCUCGGUAAUGUCUUAAAAAAAAAAAAAAAAAAAAAAAGAAAAAAGGCUUUUGACGAUAUUUUAUUUAGUAGAGAUGAAAUUUAGUAUUUUCUUGCUAGCUUUUACAUUCUGAAAGUCUCCUUUCAAUCUUGUUUCCAGCUUUUGGAUAUUGUGUGUCUCCAUCUGUUGAUAAACUUAAAUAUUUUUUGAA